Messenger RNA from Blastomyces gilchristii SLH14081, 6096 nucleotides. RefSeq names its product MYND domain-containing protein. Gene Ontology annotation, cellular component: MUB1-RAD6-UBR2 ubiquitin ligase complex. The transcript has 3 exons. Gene Ontology annotation, biological process: establishment or maintenance of cell polarity; ubiquitin-dependent protein catabolic process. Lineage: Eukaryota; Fungi; Ascomycota; Eurotiomycetes; Onygenales; Ajellomycetaceae. The record is from RefSeq and is a predicted model, not a curated record. Bases 1786 to 3669 code for a protein of 627 amino acids.
CAAGCUAGCAACCUUUUCAAUCAAGCAAGCUUUACACCUUCCACAAUACCAUUCCUUUUGUCGGCUCAGAGGUUGGCUCUGUUCAGUUUCCUCCUUCAGCUUCAACUACUGGGUUUAAAACAGACAAGGAAUAAAAAAAACCUUAGCCCUCCUCCACUUGCCGCCGGCGGAUAGGCGUACCUAUAGUUAUCCCGUAUGGUUAUCCCUUGUCAAGUUGCGAUUAUUUCAAUGCAAUUUCUCUUUGCUCUGAUCAUCUACUCAUCUACUAAAAGGCUCUCUCUCUUCUGCUCCCUCCUUUUUCCUCUCUCUCUAUAUACUUCUCUAAUCAAAUUAAGUCACGUCAAUAUUUACGUAAGAGUGCGACUAGGGUCCCCAAGUGUGUGCACCACUUUGUAAAUAUAACUAACUACUCCGUAUUCGCAACGACAAAAAGACUUACCCAUCUUCGUGUGGCGCCCCCAAAACUGGCGCCGCAAGGGGAAAAUUACCAGGCGCUCUAGACGGGACGAUGCUCAGUUUCUCAACUGUUGACAGUCAGCGGACAUGGGUCAUUUAUUCAUUCCCAGCUCCAUUUAAAAACGUCGAGGUAGGGCAGAGCAAAGAAAGAGAGAGGAAACUGAGUAUCUAUAAAUAGACACCUCGGGACUAAGGAAUGGUAGCUAUCGAACAAUCAAGAACAAGAACAAGAAUCAUCAGAACAAGAAUAAAACCAAAACCAAAAACAAAAACCAAAACCAAAACAAAACCAAAACAAAACCAAAACCAAAACCAAAACCAAGAACAAGCAUAAUAAUGAACGGGAGUAACAAUGCCAGUAAAACAGUUAUAAAUUAGUUAAAGAACAAAAUAAAAUGGGGAAAUCCCACGCCUGAAGGCAAAAAGCACCAGCUCCAAGCUCCAGUCGGAUAAGUUAUCUUGGCGGGGGGCGGCGCCUUAGCUAAGCAGGCAUCAGGCUCAGGCUCAAGGCUCAGGCUCGUGCCGUCCUCUCCUCAGCCCAACCAAACCCAUCCUUUCCUCUCUACCCCCGUUUGCCCUCAAUUAUCCUCCAUCUCUCCAUCUCUCCCAUCUGCUCUCUUUUUUUACUUCUCGUUCUCAUCAACUCCCUCGCCUUGCCUCUCUUUUUUCUUUUUUGUUUUUUUGGCUCUCUCUUCAGAUACCCUACUCCACGUCUGCGUCGUGGUGGUUGUUUCUCUUUGCUCGCUUUUGUGGCUCUACAACGGCCAAGCCCCCUCCUCUCCCCCCCGUCAGUUUUGCAUCCCCAUCGCGAGCCUCAUCCCCAUCCGUUCUGUAUCAUUUACAAUCCAAGCAAUCCGUACUAAAUACAUCUUCAAUAGAGGCUUCCAUCCUUCCCACAUCGACUCAACCCCAUGUGCAGACCCUCGCUGCCAGAUUUUGAAGCCGUCUGCCGUUCCGUAUAAAGCUCCCUCGUUGCGUGCUCACAUAGUUUUCCUUCUUGGGUUUUAGAGCCUCGUUUUCCUUGGUCGGUUUCUGCUUUUUGUGUCAAAAAACAAAAAAAAAAAAAAAAAAAACAAGAGACCUUGAUCAUCGUCCCAUCAUUUCACGGCUCAUAUACCCCCCGCUCUGGUGUUAUCGUUAUUGGAUCAAUCGGGUUUUCUACCACAAUACCCUUUUGUAAUUUGAUGUAGAUCGGGCCAUCCAUUUGUUCAUCCCGAUAUAUUUUAUUCAACCCAAAGGAAUCUUCACCCUUUGCAAAUAGCGUUCACAAACCCUUAUAUCCCCUUUUAAUUCCGGUUCGAAGUCAGAAAGUAUUUGACAACAUUCGUCAUGAGGGAAGUAAAUUUCAGCAUUCCGAACGUCAACAAGGCGGCUGUCAACAUCACAACUACGCUUUACGACCGACGGGCCCUUGACUGCACUUCCACGCUUCCUCUCAUGAACUCCCUGAACCACCUUGCCUACCUCACCACAUCCUCUGCCAGAAUUCGUGACAUACUUACCGUCGAUGGAGGAAUUGAGCAGUUAGUAUGCAUUCUGAAGGAAGGGAGGAGCAAGGACUUGAUGGAGAUGUGGAAAUGGAACCUUGCCUUCCAGUGUGUGGUCAAUAUUGGAGUCCGUGGCACGGAGAAUGUGAGGACGAGAGUUGUUGAGGCAGAUGUUGUGCCGGUAGUUGCCACAAUCCUCGAUAACUACAUUCGUGUGGUCGAUAAAAUAAGGGCACGUGCCGAUGCAGAAGCACAGCGGAACACGAGAGUUUCCAAAACAUCCCGUUCACGCGAUCAGAGCAAUCGUUCAUCCUUCUUUGAGAGAGCUCCGGCAUCGUCAGACCACCGCACCACUCGCCGACAAGCCCCACCCCCGUCGAUUGAGAUUCCUCAUCCAUAUUCUCGAGAUGCCCAACACGGAGAGUCUGGCGCGAUGGAAAUCACACCGUCCCCUCAAGUCAUCCUAACUUCUCCUCCAGAUCGCACGAUAUUUUCCCGUGAUGCACGCAGCCAUAGAACAAUCGAGAGCCGCCAUCAGCUAGGAACACAUCGUCAUCGAGUAAUGCAACCUCUUGCAACAGCUGUUCCUCCUGUGGAUGGCACUGUUGGUUUUGGGCUUCGUCCUGUUCGUGACGCUGACCGGUUGCCGCCAAUGCUUCCAGGCCUGCAACCGGGACUUAACUCUCAGCCAGAGUCACCAACGACGCCCCACGGCGUUGGUGAACAUCAAAACCCUGCUCCCAUGAAUGCGAGAGCGAGACGACGCCCAUCGAUUCGCCAGCAGCCUUCGGCAUCGGGAGAGUCUGACGAUGCUAAUGGAGAUGAUGUGGUCAUGGGAGAGGACCCUUCUCCACACCACGUCACUGAGCCCAUAGUUGAUAUGCAGAACGGAAUGGAAAUCGAUGAUGUUGGCGAAAGCGGCUCCAUGCUUGACGGUAGCUCCGAGACCCAUGGAAUCACGAUUCCAAACCCGUCCGAUACACCUGAAGCGGAGACUUUCAAUAUCACUCACCCAUCUGCAAUUGACGUAGGCAUCAUAAACACAACAGCGCAGCCCGGAAAUGGUGUUGCUGGCCUUUCACCCGUCCGCCCGACUGCGUUAAACACUGCGUCUCCUGUUCCUCAGCAAAACCUCUAUCCUUUCUACCUGAGAGAUCGCCAAGUACCUCCCGGUGUUUUGACUGCGAUGCCUCGAGAUGAAGAUGUCUUGAUGGCCUUACAACUUCUAGCAUAUGUCUCGAAAUAUUGCAAUUUACGCUCGUAUUUCCAAAAGACACAUUUGGUUCCAAGAUUGAAGUUGGGUAAGGACAUUCACCUCUUGGACGAUCCCAAUGCUCUGUCUCAACCUCCGCUGGAGCCGGAGGAAGAGGAAGAGGAAUACCUACUACCCGAUGAUUUCAACAUAUUCCCACUUGUUGAAAAAUUCACCAUUCGACACCACACCAAGGAUAUGCAAUACUGGGCCUGCGUUGUGAUGCGAAAUCUAUGCCGCAAGGAUGAUGCCAGGGGCGGUAUUCGCCAGUGUGCAUACUACAAGUGUGGGAAAUGGGAGGAGUUCCAACGCCAAUUUGCGAAAUGUAGACGAUGCCGCAGGACAAAGUAUUGUAGCAAAGAUUGCCAGAAGAAUGCCUGGGCCUUCCAUCGUCAUUGGUGCCAUAGCACCCCAGGCCCUUCCGAGCAGGCACAGUCUUCUGAGCAGCCACAACCUUCUGAGCAGGCGCCAUAAUACACUGAAAUAUGCAUCGUACCUCCCCCCUUCUUCUAGACUGUCUCAAAGUCAAGUUGCCAGAAACAUUUUCAACAACCACUUCCAUCCGAGAUCAUAGCAGACUUGCAUUAUCAAUCACCAUCGAUUCCCCGAUUAUUUACAAUCAAGCAACCGUUUUUAUGACACUUCUUUUUCCUUCUCUUUUUGUUUCUUUUAUUAUCUUGUUUUUCUCUUAGAGCCAGAACCAUUCUGCGAGUGCCAUCAUCUUUGAUGUCACUUGACUACUUUUAUAUAUACACUUAUAACUUUCACUCUUAAUUUUCGAAUCAUAUGGACGAAUUUCCUUAGUCUUGCUGUCAACCCUUCUUCAUAUUGAGCUUCCUCUUUUUGCUUUUUGGCUCAUGAAAGAAAGAAAGUGCAUUCCACAGACAAUUCUCUUCUCUCUCCCUUGAGCGCGCUAUAUUAUUCCACCCAGCUGGCUUGCUAACAUGGGCUUCUGGGUGCGCUACUUUCGUUUCGUUUCCUUCCCGCUACCUCCUCCUUUUGACGGUCCUAACUUAGUUUUCCAUUUUUUCUUAAUAUUAACUUCUAUUUUUCAAUCUUCUUUUACAUUAUUCACGGUUGGGAAUGGGAUGGGGGGUGGAAAGAGAGAGGUUGGUAGUGACGUAAGUUAACGUAUAUUAGGCGAAUACUUCUGCAUAUUUAUCAUUUUUCGCUGUUAGUUAUAUCCCUCUUUUGUACCCCCCAUUGUUUUUGCAUUCACUUUCUAUGUGUCUAUUUUAUUCCAUUGUGGCAUUUUCUUUUCGUACAUUCUACCGCUACCCACUGCGCCUUUUCCAACAAGCCUUUCUUGGGGAACUUGUGAUUUCUUAGCUUUUCCUCCUUUUUAUUUUUAUUUUAUUUUCGUAUCUGUGUCCCCACUGCUUUGACAGCAACUCUCUUGCCUAACAUUGUUCUUUUUUUUUUUUCGUUUGUGUUUGCUCUGCUCUGCUCUACUUCGCUCCGCAUUGCUCUCUAUUUCCUCUUUAAACAAAACGAAUAAACAACUCAACCUUUCUCUUCCCCCCCCCUUCUCUCUCUCUAUAUAUAGCUCUUCUGAGUAGUCAGUGCAUAUACCACUUAUUCCCCUCUCAUUUUUGUUAUGUAUUCCGAUUGAAUCAUGGAAUAAAAAUACGUAUAUCAUCUCCUCGCAAUGGCUAGCUUCCUCUUCGUUUUGCUGAACCAUCCCCUCCCCCCACUGAUUUUCAUGAUAAAGCGCCGAAAAAUCCUUUGGAGACUUUGGGAGACUUAGAGGUUGUGACAGUAGUGUGAUGAUGAUGUUUCUGCUUUUCCGCCUUUUGAUGACGUGCUCUUGAAAUUAUCCACUUGAAAGGACCGAUACGGCUUUGGAGUAAGAAAUGGGAUGGCCAGAAGAUGAAGAGGCAUGCUGGAACGGGUACAAUUUAUAUUAUAUAAGCCAUUCGUUUAACUUAACUACGCAAGAUUUUCCGUUUUUGGAGCAGUUGUACUGAGAUUAUGAAUGGCUUAUGGCAAACCUACUAAAAUUAAGCUUUUGUCGCCUUGGCCGCAAUGGGGUUCUAAAUGCAUCUACAGAUUUAGAUCGUGUUGGAUAGAUUUUAUUGUCGUAUUUCACAAUUUCCAAAAAGCCACGAAAGGACGUGUGCGAGAAAAGGGGAAAAGCCAUGUCGUAUGGAUUUGGGAUGGUUGCAGUUGGGCUAUGAAUACUGAGAUAGAAACUCUGAGCUACAGGAUGAAAGAAGCAGAUCCAUUCAAUCAUAGCCCGAGACGCUAGAUGUUAGAGAAAAAAAAGAUAAAAAUCACUGAUACUCCUCCUUCAACCCGCCAUAUGUCGCCGCCAACCUCCCCGCCAAAUGCUCUCUCGCAGUCAAAGGAACUUCCCCAGCAUCACCACUAUUACCACCAUUAUCUCCCAGUCGCUGCCUGCCGUCCGUCGUAGACAUCAUAUUCUGCUUCCUCCGCUCCUCAACGAGCUGGCUAGGAACAGGCACAAGCUCCGUGUUAUUCACCGGAUGACAGAAAUAUGCCAUGCUAUACCUAUCACGGCUUCGGUCGCCUUCAUCCAUCUCAACUCCCUGCUGCUGCUGCUGUUGCUGUUGCUGCAACUCCUGUGGAAACACAACUCGAUGUACCGUAGAUUUCAACAGCCCAGCCGUCCAGAAACUCAGCAGAUCACCAAUGUUUAUCAGUAUGGGUGGGAAUAUCGCAUCCGCGCCACUGCCACUGUCACUGCCAGAAACAGCAGGCCGAACAGGUACAGGCGCCCAUCCCCCCGUCGGCGUAAGGAUUUCUAACCCUGGCUGGCCAUCUCGCUGGAAUAGGAGGGUGAUACUGCCGUAGUCGCUGUGGGCCCCGGCGCGGACGUCAACGCCGUGCUUGAAGGUUGAGGAAGCAGGUGAGUCGAUUGAAGGGUAGUAGAGGAAGCGG